Saccoglossus kowalevskii is the source of this 1720-nucleotide messenger RNA. Its product is annotated as testis-specific serine/threonine-protein kinase 2-like. Lineage: Eukaryota; Metazoa; Hemichordata; Enteropneusta; Harrimaniidae. The record is from RefSeq and is a predicted model, not a curated record.
AUGGAUGGCAUGAGUGAAUACAGAAAUAGCGUUGAAUUCAAGAAAAGGGGAGAGUCAUGGGUUCCUCACCGUCGAAAAUCAGCUUUGGAGUCCUUAGGAUACACCCUGGGAGAAACCAUCGGGGAAGGGCAAUAUUCCAAAGUGAAGAAGGCCUACACUAAGGUGACCCAAAACUGUGUUGCCGUCAAACAGCUGAGUAAGCAACUUGCUCCUCGCGAUAUCGCUACCAAGUUUUUUAGCCGGGAAUUCGCUUGCCUCAAGAAAGUCUGCGGUCACCCAAAUAUCAUUGCAGUUUACGAUGCAGUGGAAACUGACAAGACCCUGUAUUUUAUCAUGGAGUAUGCCCCAAAUGGUGAUCUACUGGAUUUCAUCAAUACCCAUGGUCACCUGGAGGAGGAAGAAGCCAGGACAGUCUUCAAGCAGCUGAUUUCAGCAAUUGCUUUUUGUCACCAGAAAGGUAUUGCUCAUCGAGAUAUCAAAUGUGAUAACAUUUUGUUGGAUGAAAAAUAUAAUGUCAAAUUGACAGAUUUUGGAUUCAGUACAUUGAUGCCACGCAGCGGUUUCAUGCAGACUCACUGCGGUUCAUACGUGUACACCGCACCUGAGAUUUUAGAAGGUGUCAAGUAUGAUGGUCAGAAAGCCGAUAUAUGGAGUAUGGGUGUUGUUUUAUACUCUAUGCUGUGCGGACGUCUGCCCUUCAAGGAUACUGAUCUCACCGUGUUGUUGGCGUCCAUGCGAGAAAGAGUACAUUUCCAUAAUAGAGUGUCUAAAGAUUGCCGCGAUAUUGUACGUGCUAUGUUGACACUUGACCCUGAUCGAAGAAUAACAUUGGAACAAUUAGUAUCUAUGGACUGGUUGACUCAACCAAUUGACAGGUCUACACUGUCCCAUGGGUCUCCUGCUGCUUCUCUUUUAUCUAUUGGUUCCACUGAUAGUGUCAUUGUUGCCAUGACUAAUUUGAAUGCGGAGCAUGGAUUGUCAUGUUCCCAGCAUGUCUACAAGGGUGCUAAGCCAACACUUGUCAGUGAUGUACUGAAAGCAGUGGCAGUCAGACACAGUGCUGGUGAGUGUCAGGAACAGCUGUUCCCCCAGCAUGUCAGCUCCCAUGUGUCAAAGACUGGACUCGUUGGACCUGCUGCACGGCGUAUUAGUGUCCAGAUCAGCCAGCAACAAUUAAACCAUAGAGUACAUCAUGUUGCACCUGUCGCUAAGGGCAAUCAGCUUCGUCGAAUGAGCCUUGGAAUUGGAGUUGUUCAGACCCCACAGGAAUGUAAAGCUGCUCUGCGUCGUGGAAGCGUGGUUACUGGUAACUCCCAGAUCCACAUGGCACCUGCAGCUCUAAUGGACUCCGUCACUCGUUUGCGAGAAAACCAAAUUGAGAAGGAAAGGCAACAUCUUCGCUUCAGCCUCUCAUCUAAGGCUGCUAAAUCCGCCGGAGGUAAACGUAAGAAGGAUGCUGAAUGCACACGUAGAACGUCCUUGGUCACGGAUGCAAUGAAAGCUGGUACAAUUGGAACAGAGCAUGAGCAGGCUGAGAGGGAACUGAUUGCUAGAUUCAUGACAAAGUUGGCUCACUGUGGUUACUAUGAAUAAUUUCUUGAUUCAUGAGUUGGAUCACAUAUGUGACUUAUACUAUAAUUAAUUCCUUGUUCUAGAAUUAUUCAUUUCAGUCUCUGAAUGAUUACCAUAGUAAUAUAUGAAAUAAAGUAUAAUCUGUUGU